AACAACCACGCAACCACAUCCAAAAACAGCGUCCCUUCAACGGAUCGAAUCCUUCGGACUCCUUGUGCAUCCCCUACAGUUAGUGACAUCGAAAUGUCACCGUGCAGCCAAAUAUAUGCCAAGUAUCCCGAAUUAAAUGUCCUCAUUACCCCCGAAACUUAUAAAAACACACUUUCCCAGCAAAAACAUAAGCACUAGCACAGAAAGAUUAUUCAACAUAAACAUAAACCAUUUAAAACUUUUCAAGUAAUAUGACGUCAAUUCUACAAUCGAACAUGAAUGGGUACACGAACAACUACCACCAACUAGAAAUCAUCAUCAACUCCUUCUCCCCCUCUAUUCUACUCCUAAAUGAAACUCACAUACCCUACAAUCAGCCUACCUAUACACCCAAAAACUAUGCAGGCUACUUCCACAAUCACAUGCAAAUAACCAACAAGAAACAAGGAAACGCUAUUCUAGUUAAGAGAAAUAUACCACACAGAGUAAUACCCAUACGUUCCGAUUUUUCCGCGGUAGCAAUAGAGAUAAGCACAACACAAAAAUUCGCUGUCAUUUGUAUCUACAUCCCCCCAACGCAAGUUUUCACUGCCGCUGAACUAAUGCGCUUGCUAAGACAGGUUAACACAAACUGCAUCAUAGGAGGGGACUUCAACGCACGGAGCACAAUCUGGGGCGAUACCCACUCCAAUCAAAGAGGGACAAUAGUUGAAGACAUGUUACUGGCUUCUAAUCUAAUUUGUCUAAAUGACGGCACCGCCACGCAUUUCUCAACCCACAACACCUUCACCUGCAUCGACCUCACCUUCUGUUCUGCUGCCCUAGCACCGCAAUGCACCUGGCGUGUAGUAGACUCCUUGCAUGGAAGUGAUCACUUCCCGAUCCUAACAAGUAUCAUUUCUUACGGAAAUCAUAUUCAGUAUAAGCACAUCAGCAAAUUCAAGACAGAAGCCGCGGACUGGGACAAUUUUACUGCCCGGUGCCUCCAACUUUGCCGAAACACGCCUUCGACAAACAACAUUCACCAAGAAGCAGCAAAAAUUCUAAGAAUUGUUCGCACCGCCGCCCACUUUACUAUCCCGCAAACCACACGGUGCUAUUACAAAAAAAGGAUCCCCUGGUGGAAUGCCAAUUUAUCCACCCUUCGUCUGCAGAAACAGCGUGAAUGGCAGAAUUACAAACGCUCCCGCUCUGAACACAAUCUUUUAGCAUAUAAAAGAGCUAAUGCCCUUUUCAAGAGAGCUGUAAAAACGGCUAAAAAACAAAGCUUUGAAAAGAUCACAUCGAAAAUCUGUCCCACAUCAAACCCAAGUGACGUUUGGAGUGACAUUAAGAAGCUCACUGGCUUUCAAAAGCAAUCUUAUCUAUCCAGCAUUAACUCUCCUAACGGAACGAUAACCACACCGCUGGGAAUUGCCAACUAUUUCGCUUCUUCCUUUUCGUCUGCUUCCUCCGAUUCAAACUUUACAGAUACUUUCCGCCAACUCAAAGCGCAAUACCUGCAAGAAGAUCCUUUGACAAAUCAACAGCUCUCGACACACGCCAAGCAAAUCGAAGCAAAAAUAAACUUAGCUGAACUCCAAUUCGCACUCUCAUCGGUUAAAGGUAAAACACCAGGGCUUGACAAGGUGUCAUACCCCAUCAUCCAAAAACUACCCAUCGAAGUAAAACAUCGAUUGCUUAACCUUUACAACCUUAUUCUCGACCAAGGACACUACCCACAACAUUGGAAAACUGCGUGCAUAGUUCCCAUAUUAAAACCAAACAAGCCCGCUGGAGACGCAAACAAUUAUAGACCCAUCUCUCUCAUCCCUUGCUUUGGAAAAGUAAUGGAAAAAAUCGUAGCCUCUAGACUUAUGUGGUAUGCGAACAUCACGAAACGUAUAAGUCCCAAUCAAGUAGCUUAUAGAAAAGGUUGCUGUACUAUAGACGCAUUAGUUCAUCUCGACCACCUAAUUUCAGAAGCCCUCUCGUCCAAAAACCACUUUUCGGUACUUUCCGCCGAUUUUCAAAAAGCGUUUGACCGUAUCGGCGCCCACAUUAUCUUAAGGCAACUAGAGAAAUGGAAAAUCGGCCCAAAAAUCAAGAAUUUUAUUAAAAGCUUUCUCAAAAACAGGAAAUGUGUGGUAAAAGUAAACGGGUAUCUUUCCUCUACGUAUCCACUUGAUAAUGGUACCCCACAGGGAUCACCACUAUCUGCUUGCCUAUUCAUAAUAGCAUUCGACGAGAUCACUCAACUUACAAAAAACAUAAGUAGCUUAGAAUGUCAACUCUAUGCCGACGACGUGGUUUUUUACACGCAUAACUCUGACAUCACGUUUGUAGAGGAAACUUUUGAUAGCAUACUUUCGAAAAUAAAUUCAUGGUCUCUGGUCUCUGGCACCACAAUUGCUACUGGAAAAACCAAAAUUUUACAUAUUUGCCGGAAACAGAAUUGUCCCGGCGUUUCCAAUGAUACUAUAAGUUCGGUACAAGAACUCAAAGUUCUUGGACUGAUUUUAGACUCCAAAUACAACUUCAAGCCACACUGUACUCAACUAAGAGAGCGCAUUUCAAAUAGUCUAAACAUAAUCAAAUAAUCCUAUCCAAAAUUGAUUACGCCCUUCCUAUUUACGGUAAAAGCCCAAAAGCUACACUCAACAAGCUGUCAGCACCGUACCACGCCGCAAUGCGCAGGAGUAUCAGAGCCUUCCCUACAACCCCAUUGAAAAAGUUGUACGCAGAAACAGGCUUACCAACAAUUUCAGACAGAACAACCGACACUACACGCCGACUCCUACCAAAACUGCUGUACACCUCUAACUCCAUUCUUUCCGAAAAUGUCCAAAAAAUGUUAACAAGAAAACGGCAGCCCAGGUGCAAAUCGAGAAUGCUAAAAUCUUUAGAAUUUGCAAAGGAUCUUCAGAUACCCAUCAAUAAAAAGCCUCAAGCUAUAGAAGCACACCCGCAUUGGUUGAUAAACAACGCCAAGUCAAUCAUCAAAGCUCUGCUUCUUCCCAAAGCAAGUACUCCAAAGGAGAAGUAUACAAAUCUUUUCGCUGCGGAAAAAGAGAAAUAUCAAAACCUUGGUUGGAAAUUCGUAUACACUGACGGGUCCAAGACUGAAAACAACACCUCCUUUGCAGUAGUAUCACAUUGCGGGAACAUAAUCAAACACGGUAUACUUCAUUCUAUUUGCUCGGUGUUCACGGCGGAAACCACCGCUGUACUCGAAGCAGUCAUCUAUGCCAAGAUGAAUAAAGGCAAAUUCGUCAUUUGUACAGACAGUCAAUCGUGCAUCAACGCCGUCGAAUCACCAUCCAACACUCAAAACGCAAUAGUUAACAUCCGCAACAUACUACUACACUGCCCUAACAAAAUAAAACUUAUGUGGAUCCCCGGGCAUGUUGGAAUUUCGGGAAAUGAACACGCUGAUGCCGCAGCCAAGAACAUCGCCAUCACUCCCUCACUUAUGUAUGACUCCGUAUCUAAGCAAGACAUUCGAGCUGAAGCUACCAGGCUAAGACUGAAGUCACUAAUCGACGAUUGGGGAAUGUACGUCCAUCACUACUCAGCAAUCAACCCAUGCAGAAAGAUGAUGGUCUACGAUCCAAAUAUACCACUACGUGCGUUAAGACCCUUCACCCGCCUGCGUCUUGGGCAUACAAUUGUUACCCACUCCUAUUUACUACAACGAAGCCCCAUCGAAACUUGCCCAUUCUGCGAGGAAGCAUCUUCGCUAACACAUAUUUUACGAUGUACAACAAUCACUACACCCCGACAAGCCAUCCUGAACUCUGCCGACCCCAUCGAGUUACUCAAAAACCCAACCUAUAGAAAUGUACAACUAAUAUAUAAUUUUCUCAAAGAGGUAGACCUGCUCAGACGAAUAUAACACAUAAUAGUAUAAAGCAAUAUGCAAAGACACAUAUAAUCUCAUUCGAAUAAGAUGCAAAGGACAGCUG
Molecule: messenger RNA, 3944 nt
Organism: Rhagoletis zephyria (snowberry fruit fly)
Lineage: Eukaryota; Metazoa; Arthropoda; Insecta; Diptera; Tephritidae
Product: RNA-directed DNA polymerase from mobile element jockey-like
Molecular function (GO): catalytic activity
Source: RefSeq, a predicted model, not a curated record